CACAGGUGUCCCGCAGCUUGUGAUCAGGAGCUUUGUGCCACGGCUCGGCUCAGUCUUCCCUCUGCCUAGUGGUUCAACUUCAGGGCAGAAAUGGGUUACAGGACUGUGGUGAUGUACAUGGAGAUUGGCUGCUUCGUGGUGUGUGUGUCUGGAUGGAUCCUGGUCUGUUCCACGAUGCCAACGGAGAUCUGGACUUGGUCCGAAGUUGACAGCAUAGUCCUGACCACUUCAAACUACUUCUCCAACUUGUGGAAGGAUUGUAUAUCUGACUCAACUGGAGUAUCUGACUGCAAAGGAAUUCCAUCAUUGCUUGCACUGAACUGGGACAUUCAUAUGUGUCGAGCUCUCAUCAUAAUCUCUAUCAUCUUGGCUUUCUUUGGGUCAGUUCUAGUCUUAGUGGGAAUGAAGUGCACUAAGGUUGGGGGAUCAGAGAUUGCUAAUGCAAGAGUAACCUUUGCUGGAGGGAUGAACUACCUUAUCGGAGGGAUGUGUUCUAUGACUGCUUUCUCCUAUUAUGGAAACAAAAUUAGAGCAGAAUUUCAAGACCCUAACUUCAGAGCUCAGAAGUUUGAAAUAGGCGUCGGUGUCUUCAUCGGCUGGGGAGGCUCCACCUUACUUGUUGUUGGAGGCCUUAUUUACAGUAUCUUUGCAGGGAGGGAAGGAUGCCAUUCAAGCUCAAAACACUAUCCUGCCUACCGGUUCCCUGAUGCCUACGCAGUUGCCCCGGCAAAAAAGAGCCUUGCUUCUCUGGCUCGUUCUGAGAUUAGUGAGACCAGAAAAUCCAGGAACACCAGUGACACCAGUGACACCAGUGACAUCAGUGACACCAGUGCCAGCAGCAUCUCUGGGGUCACCAGUAUCACCAAGACGACAGCUACUAAUGAAUAUGUGUGACAUAUUAUCAAAGAUUGCAAAUAAUUAUUACUAUUUUCUCAUCUGUGUGCAGGUUUUCUUUUUGGGUACACUGAAUGUUCAAUAUGCAUCAUUUAUAAUAAGUCACCCUAGUGGACUCCUUACAUUUAAUGUCCAGUUGGACUAAGAGAAUGCUAUCAGUUUUCCCUGAACAUAGUUUCAUAUGUCAUGAUCUUAACUCUUGCUCUGAUCUGAGGCAAAAAUUACUGUAUGUUAUGAGUAUGUAAAGAAAUAUAUAAAGAAUUAUCCAUGCAAGAACACAGAUUGAAUGCAUGCUUUGAUCAAACAUUGUUGGAAGCUGUA
Messenger RNA from Seriola dumerili (greater amberjack), 1215 nucleotides. Its product is annotated as claudin-10-like. Lineage: Eukaryota; Metazoa; Chordata; Actinopteri; Carangiformes; Carangidae. Gene Ontology annotation, biological process: cell adhesion; bicellular tight junction assembly. Gene Ontology annotation, cellular component: plasma membrane; bicellular tight junction. Gene Ontology annotation, molecular function: structural molecule activity. Bases 91 to 894 code for a protein of 267 amino acids. The transcript has 5 exons. The record is from RefSeq and is a predicted model, not a curated record.